This is a messenger RNA of Osmia bicornis bicornis, 4122 nucleotides long. RefSeq names its product low density lipoprotein receptor adapter protein 1-like. NCBI's taxonomy places the organism in Eukaryota, Metazoa, Arthropoda, Insecta, Hymenoptera, Megachilidae. The record is from RefSeq and is a predicted model, not a curated record. Bases 1802 to 2743 code for a protein of 313 amino acids. The transcript has 6 exons.
CGGUAAAGAGGCAAUACUACGUUUCGUUCGAUCUUUCAAAAAAGUUCCAGAGAAAUAUGGUUUUAAAGUUUUCCGUUAUCUACGAUUUCGUCAUUCAUGCCAGACGGUGCUUUCAAUUAUUCAAACUUUUGUUUCAACGAGAGAAGGUUCUUUGCGUGAAAACUUCUGUGACUGUAAAUCUCGUGCGAUGCAAGCAGGCCAGAAAUAUCGACUUCUUACCGAAGGAUUUCAGAAAAUUAUGUUCAAAUUCCAAGUUUCUCCAUAAACAUGUUUUCCCCGAUUUUUCAGUCGCCAACAAUUUUUUUGUACUGCUUUAAAAUUUCUCGUGACGUUUAAAAACAACUCCCUGUUGGAUAGGUUUUACCUCUCGAUUAGUCCAGCGGUUUAAUUCAGUUCCGUGAGAAGGGUGGGAAAAAAUGUGGAACAACGGGGAACGAGUGAAAUUGCGUUGGAAGUUCGGAGGAUCGUUAUCAUCCUCGAAGAUUGGAGGAGCAAAUUUGACUCCGGCAAAUUUACCAAGGAUAUCUUGCAUGAAAUUAGGAGCUGGAACGCUAUGUACUUGUCCCUUAAGUUAGCACGGUUCGCUCAUCAAUCUCGUAGUGGUCGUGUUUCGGACAAAAUCGACCAUGAAACUUGGUCGAGUUAACGGCUACUUUACGAUCGUUGGAAACAGGUAAAAACUGGAGCAACGAUGACAUCACGAUGGAAAUUUCGAACGGGUUCUUGUUUUUGAAUAUUUAGAGCCGGCUGAUUCGAAGGACGCGCUGGAAAAUCGGAUUAGGAGACUAAUCGUAGAAAUCGGAUUAACAGAAUAGUGCUGAAAAUGGUCGUGAAACGUUUCCAUUUUCGACAGACGAAAUUUCGAUCCUUUCCAAAGAAAAACUCAAACGUUUUCAAGCUUGUACCUUUCCUUUUGUUUUUCUAUCAAUCAAGUGUCAUCCGUUCAGCACAAUUGCAUCCAUUCGGCAAAUCAAACACCCUUUUUAUUUUAACGAAGAGAAAAGUUAAAAGUGACCCAAGGCGAAUCGUUUUGACACCAAUUCAAAGUUGAAAAUUCUUGGAACUAUUAAAAGCAUUGGAAAGUUUAAUGGCUUUUGAAAUGUAAUUAUUUUAUAUAAAAAAAUUUUCCUGGCGUGUACGAACAUAUUCCGAGCAAUUCGAAGGUACUGUACGUUUGGUUGGAUCGAGGAAAAAAUAUUGAAAAGAAGGAUAACGCAGCGUGAACCGCGAAUGCGUGAAAAUAAUCUUUAUCCUUUCGACGGGGAUCCGGUUCGGAAGCGGAACCGGAAUCGAGGAAGGGGCGGCGGGUAUGAGGAUUGGUACGGGUACAGAAACGGGAACGGGAACGGGAACGGGAACGAGAACGGGAAUGGGGAUGCGCAUGUACGCGACAGGGGAGCGGAAUAAACUCCGUGGUGGACGCGCUCACAUCGCGGCGCACAGUCUUCCCGAUAGCACGUUUCCACGCAGCUACCUGCCUUCCUUUAUCACCCUUCUCGAAUCUCUUCUUACUUAGAUCGCGACCGUCCUUUGCGCUUUCCACCUUUUUCCGUCCGAAAUGACAGCCAAUUCGACCGUCUGCCGUGCUCGAAACAUCAUUUCGCGAGCGGAACAACCUAACAGCUCCGCGUAAAACCGCUUCGCGUCAGUCACAUGUCAUCGAGAUCGAGGAUCGUGUCGCGUCUCGCGAGUGAACAAGCUUGACGUCGCGGAAAACUCGCAGCCAACUUUGGAAAUAAACUUUCCGCCUAUCAGAAGAUUUCGAAUCCCUUCAACUUUCUGCUAAGCUGCUCCAACAAGGAUGUCGUUCUUCAGGGGAUUGUGGAAAAGCAGCUCAAAACACAAGAAGCUAUGCGAGGAAUGGGCUCUAGCGAAUAGUCGCGAAUGCGUGGAAGGAGGAGGUUCUACGGCGAGUGCGACACACGAAGAAACCGAGGAUGCGUCGGAAGCCAGGUUCACCCUCAAAUAUUUGGGCAGUACCCUCGUCGAGACGCCCUCGAGCGAAGAGGCCACGGCGGAAGCUAUCAAGACGGUUAUUACGAUGGCAAAAGCAAGCGGGAAAAAGUUGCAAAGAGUUUCUUUGGCUGUGAGCCUGAAGGGUAUUAGAAUGACGGACCUAGCCACGGAAGAAGAUCAGCUUCAGGUGUCUAUAUACAGAAUUUCCUACUGUUCGGCGGACGCGACCCACGAUCACGUGUUCGCGUUUAUCGCGACAAAUUUGAAUGAAACGAUGGAGUGUCACGCGUUUCUCUGUCCUAAAAGAAAAAUGGCGCAAACGGUAACGCUGACGGUGGCCCAAGCCUUUAACACGGCUUACGAGGCUUGGCAGUUGUCCCAGGCCGAUCCUAGGAUUCAUCACGCUCAAGACAAAAGUCCUCCGUUAACUGACGCCCGAAACGAAGAUAACGAGAAAAAGAAGAAAGAAGAGGAAGGGAAAUCCGGGGGCAAAGUUAACGAAGAAAACGGAGGCAACGUUAAACGAAGUACCACCAACGAUGUCCAGAAGACUCUACUAAUUGAUUUAUCGAACGACGCCAAACCGACCGGAAAUUCAUGGGUCUGUUUCGAGGAGGAAGACGGGAAGAAAGUGCAGAAGAAGAACAACCCUACGAGCAUUCCCAUGACGACUUUGAGGCACAGCACGACGUCGACGUCGCACCACGUUGUACCGAGGCCGUCAACGGGUUUCAAAAUUCAAAACGCAUGGGGAGAAUCGAGAUCGGUUGAUCUAAUGUGCUCGUAGCAGGCAUAGCCCUCGGCCGAUAGCUUCCGAGACGUUCCAUUAAUCACUAGUCUCUGGAAGCACUUGUCGAACAACGGCCAACCGAAGAAGAUCAACCAUUAGACUAAUUAUUAUCACCGAACUCUGAUACCUUCUCAAUCGGAUCCUUUUUCUUUUUAAAGAAAACGCGUUGCUCUACCGAUACUUUCCGUGUGCAACGGUAUCUCUCUAACGAUAAGUGGCACGAGCUAAACUCUGCGCAAAGGUACUCGUUUGAAAAUUUGCCACUACUAUCUGUCAUUACCGCCUUUAUAAAGGCAACGCUAUGUCAUGGAAUCGAGGAUAGAAAACACGUGUUACAUCCUUGUGAUUUUACGAUCAAUGUCGAGCGGUGCUCGAGAAAAGUGAGAGAAAUAAUAAACUCGAUGCGGAGGAGUUUCAGUUCACGGCUAAUAAGAAGUGGGAACAAUUUUCAAAAACGUUUUGUAUAACGCGUGUAUCCGUGCCAAUUCUUUUACACACAUAUCGUACACGUAUUAUACGUGUAAUUUGGAUCGUACGCGCGCGAUCGCAUAAACUUUUACUAUUUUUAACGAUCUAUGGAGACGUUUUUCCUUUAUAACGGCGAAACAAACCCAAAAUACUUUUCGAUAUCUUAUCGAAUUUUAUUCAUUGUCAAAUAGCUGGGCUAUUUUCUUUUCAAGUUUGACGUUGUUAAAUUUAUCUACACGCGGAUGGUGCAUUCGAAGCAUAGAUUUACGAUUAGACGAUAACGUAGGAUGUAUUGACCGUACUUUUGGCAUUAAUAUCGCUUCUUUCAAUGUAAUCGUCAAAGAAACGCCAUUGAUACCAUUUGUUUUUUUCUUAGAGUGAAAAAAAAAAAUAUAGAUUUCUUUUGAUAUAUUAUUCAUAAAUAGAUCUUUAUCGCAUUAACAAAAUAGCGGAAUUUCGUGUUAGGAAAAUCUGUUGAUGUGUACGUCAUGAAUAUGUAUACCCAUGUAGCCAUAAAAUAUUUCUGUUGCGUGUAAAGUACGUGAUUUAAACGUUGCGAUUUACGAUAUAACGACGAUACGUUUACUUACAACGAUAACGCGAUAAUUUAUUCGCGUGUUCAAUUACUAAAUUAAAACGAUGUUUUCAAUUUUGUACUUUUAUCUCGUUGACGCUGUUAUGUCGUUACUCUUCUGCUCAAAAUUUGUUAAAAAUACUAUUUUUGUUAUUUCGUUAGUUAGUUAUUUCAAUAGAAAGUUUCGAAUUUUUUGAUCGUCGCUUCGUUGACGAGAACUAACAAUAAUCUGAUAUGGUCCAUGAUUAUACGAUUGGGAUGAUGCAUUUCCGCGAAACAUACUUCAAUGUUAGAAUAUAAGAAGUACACAUGAAAUACACAUAUACAUAUCCGU